AUGCCGGCGGUCGAGCAGCCAUCCGCCAACGGCGUCGACGGCCACGACGGCCAUGUCCCUAGCAGCAACGGCCGUGGCAACCGCCACACGGCGAGGACACCCAGCACGACGGGUCUGUCGCUGACAGAGUACAGCGCAAACCCAGCCUCGCCCGACACCUCACCGCCGCCGCCAGAGGGGGCAAAUGCUCGUAUCAGGAAGAUCGUGCCGCCAGAGUUCAUGCUCCCCAGCGGCCACCCGGACUACCUGCGGCUCAUCCUGACCUCCAAGGUCUACGAGGCCUGCCAGGAGACCUCGCUGGCCCCUGCAGUGAACCUCAGCAACCGUCUCGAGUGCAAUGUCCUGCUCAAGCGCGAGGACGAGCACCCUGUCUUCAGCUUCAAGCUGCGCGGCGCCUACAACAAGAUGGCUCACCUCGAGCCCGCCCGCAGCUGGAGGGGCGUCAUCUGCUGCAGCGCCGGCAACCACGCCCAGGGCGUCGCCUACUCGGCCCGCAAGCUCAAGAUCCCCGCCACCAUCGUCAUGCCCGAGGGCACUCCGAGCAUCAAGCACCUCAACGUCUCCCGCCUGGGUGGCCACGUCGUCCUGCACGGCCCCGACUUCGACGCCGCCAAGGAGGAGUGCGCACGCAGGGAACAACAGGACGGCCUCAUCAACAUCCCUCCUUUCGACGACCCCUAUGUCAUUGCUGGCCAGGGCACCAUCGGCAUGGAGCUGCUCCGCCAGACGAAUCUGCAGAAGCUCGAGGCCAUCUUCUGCUGCGUCGGCGGUGGCGGCCUCCUGGCCGGCGUUGGUGUCUACGUCAAGCGCAUCGCCCCUCACGUCAAGGUCAUCGGGGUUGAGACCCAUGACGCCGAUGCCCUGACGAGGUCGCUGGCCAAGGGGGAACGGGUUGUGCUCGACCAGGUCGGCCUUUUUGCAGACGGCGCCGCUGUCAAGCAGGUUGGCGAGGAGACCUUCCGCAUCUGCCAGGAGGUCGUCGACGAGGUCGUCCUGGUCUCCACCGACGAGACUUGCGCCGCCAUCAAGGAUGUCUUCGAGGACACGCGGUCUAUUGUCGAACCCGCUGGUGCUCUGGCCGUGGCCGGCUUGAAGAAGUGGGUCGCCUCCCACCCCUCAACCGACCCGGCCCGGUCGCUCGUUGCCGUCACCAGUGGUGCAAACAUGAACUUCGACCGCCUCCGCUUCGUGGCCGAGCGAGCUGAUGUCGGCGCGGGCAAGGAGGUCCUGCUGGCCUGCCGCAUUCCCGAGAAGCCGAGGUCUUUCGCCAAGCUCAUCAGUGCCAUCCUCCCCCAUGCCGUCACCGAGUUCAGCUACCGCUACGCUGCGUCCUCGGGUGCCAACGUGCUGCUCGGCCUUAGCCUGACGGCGUCGGCAUCUCAGCGGACACAGGAGCUGCAGGGCCUCUUGCACCGCAUCGACUCUAUCAGCAGCCAAGAGAACGGCCACUUCUCCGUCACCGACCUCUCUGGGGACGAGCUUGCCAAGAGUCAUAUUCGGUACUUGGUGGGUGGCAUCUCCAAUGUGCCGGACGAGCGCCUGUACAUGUUCAAUUUCCCAGAGAGACCAGGAGCCCUCGACAAGUUCCUGAACACCCUGCGACCCAAACACAACAUUAGCCUGUUCCAAUACCGUAAUUCCGGUGGUAACAUUGCCAAGAUUCUGGCUGGCAUUCUCUGCCCUGACCAGGAGGUCGGGGAACUCGAGAAGUUCCUCAAGGAGAUAGGCUACCCGUGGGUUGACUGUACUGACUCACCGGUAUUUAAAACGUUUCUGCGUGGUUGA
Diaporthe batatas is the source of this 1785-nucleotide messenger RNA. Its product is annotated as threonine ammonia-lyase ILV1. Bases 1 to 1785 code for a protein of 594 amino acids. The transcript has a single exon. Gene Ontology annotation, biological process: L-threonine catabolic process. Lineage: Eukaryota; Fungi; Ascomycota; Sordariomycetes; Diaporthales; Diaporthaceae. Gene Ontology annotation, molecular function: pyridoxal phosphate binding; threonine deaminase activity. The record is from RefSeq and is a predicted model, not a curated record.